AAUAACACUACAGUAUCUCCACUUUCUUAAACUGCUACUUUAGCUGAACAUAAAUACCUGAAUACAUUCCAGUGACUUUUGGACUGGUCAACAGAGCAACAGAUUGAAAUCCAGUCACGUUUCACUUGCUUGAAAGAAAAAUAACACACAAAGAAAGACCUGAUCCGGCUUCAACCAUGUGACCUAGUUUAUGUUCCUGUUUCUUGUGGUACAUCAUAUUAACUCUCACAGGAUGUGUAUUUUUGCAGAGGCUAUUCUGGACGGCACACACUACGUUCUCAUCGGCGUCUCUGCUCUGAUCGCCCUCUUCACUGUUUUCUGUGGAAUCCUGUGGAUCAAAAAGUAUCGAGAUCUGAAGAAAACCAUCCGGCAGCUGCAACAGGGUAGGACGCAGAUCGCUCCUCCCCAGAAUUCCUCUCCUCUAUCUCCCGUUACCCCCCAGGACAUGUUUGCGUUACCACCGUUAAGUAGCUCUACAGAGACGCACAUUCAAAGACUGAAGAGCAGGCCAAGUUCCCGGGUACUGUGGAAAUCAUCACAACAGAACCCCAGAGUCACGAAGGCAGAUCUAAACUUUAUUCAGCUAAUCAAGGCUGGGAGAGAAGGCGUCUUCUACAAGGCAAAGAUGAUGCGGGGCACGUGCAAAGGCCACUCACUCGUCACCUGCAAAAUCUCAAAAGAAGAUGUCACUCCCAAGCACAUGCAGACGGAGGUGUGUAUUAUGAGAAAGCUAGCGUAUCAUAAGAACAUUCUGCAGCUGCUUGAAUGGAACACUACAGAGGAACCCUUCUUGAUGAUUAUGGAGUACGUGAGUUAUGGGACCCUUCGCAGUUUCGUCCAGACCCACCAAGAGAAUCUGAGCAAUGACCCUGAGUUACAGAGUCUCUUCACCAUCGCCUCCUACCACAUCACCCUGGCCAUGGAGCACCUGCGCUCCAAAAUGGUGGUCCACUGCGACCUGGCCUUGCGGAAUAUUCUGGUGAGCCGUUUCCCAUGGGAAAUCAAGUUGGCAGAGUUUGGCCUGGCGAGGGACCUGACGUGUAUGAGAAGCAGACGCAGCACCAGGAAGAAGAAGCACAGGGAGCGAGUGCCCUUGCGCUGGUACCCUCCCGAGUAUUUCCGCAACAACUACUAUUCCUUCAAAGGGGACGUGUGGGCCUUUGGUAUUGUGCUUUGGGAAAUGCAGACUUUUGGCAGCUUGCCCUACCCCGAUUUGGAUAUGUCAGAGCAAGUGGUGUAUCACAUUUGUGCUGGCCACAGGAACACAGGGCCCGAGAGCUGCCGACCAGAGAUACUGCAGAUCAUGAAGGACUGCUGGAUGGAUCCUUACACUGCCAGACCGUCCUUUUCAGACCUGGUCAGAAUCUUGGAGAAGGUCAUUGAAAAUGACUCGGACUAUGUGGAUGUUGAAACCCAAACACUGCUGGGUAUGUCAGCAGAUUAAAUCUUCAACAUCACGAGCAAGAAUUGAUCCAGCAAGAUCUCAGAAGAACACUCGGUUCUUGUUGGACAGCAAUGCAGUUUAAAGGACUGGAGCCCUACAUCUUAAAGUGUAACAAAGGCUGAAGGCAGCCACCCUACCUGCCACUUGAAGCUAGGUCUGGCAGGAGGUAAACGUGAACUCUAACCACAGGACCAAAGAGCCAGCUCCCUGGCAUAGCAGCCAGAGCACCCAAUUAACCUUCCUAAGUGAGGAUCUCCGUCACAAGAGACUUUCCCGCUUUAUUCAUAUUUAAUUUUACACGACAUCCUGUCACAGACGUUAAACUUCCUCUUAUUCAGUAAUCAAUGGGGUUUUCAGACUAAACUG
Molecule: messenger RNA, 1810 nt
Organism: Electrophorus electricus (electric eel)
Lineage: Eukaryota; Metazoa; Chordata; Actinopteri; Gymnotiformes; Gymnotidae
Product: tyrosine kinase receptor Cad96Ca
Biological process (GO): positive regulation of kinase activity; regulation of MAPK cascade; positive regulation of cell migration
Cellular component (GO): signaling receptor complex; plasma membrane
Molecular function (GO): ATP binding; vascular endothelial growth factor receptor activity; growth factor binding
Source: RefSeq, a predicted model, not a curated record